UCACUAAGAUAAGACAUUUCAUGCUAUUCAGUACAAGCAUGUUUGCUAUUGAAUAAAGUAGAGAGGUUUGUCUGGAAGCUGCUGGAUCAACAGAGGCUGAACACAGAAGAGACAUGGAAGUUGUGAUUGGACUGUUACUGAUGCUGCUCAGAGUCUCUCAUGGUGUGGAAACCUACUGUGAUGGCAGACAGGAUGGAGCUCAGUGUUAUGGAGCUUUGGGAGGAACUGUGGUCCUCCAGCUGAUGGACAGCGCCUCAGAAAUAUCUAGAUACCAACUGUUCAAAAACAAAACAUCAAUACUCUCUGGGAUAAAGAAUAAGAUUGUGUCUAAUUUGAUAGCAGACAGAUCCUCAUUUACUCCCAGUAAUGGAACAUUUAGGAUCAACAACCUGAGCAGGACUGAUGGUGGUGAAUAUACUCUUACAAUCUUUGAUUCAGAUGGAAACAGUUUAAAGCAGCGGACUCUACAGUUGAUCAUUCAAGGUGUGGAAACCUACUGUGAUGGCAGACGGGAUGGAGCUCAGUGUUAUGGAGCUUUGGGAGGAACUGUGGUCCUCCAGCUGAUGGACAGCGCCUCAGAAAUAUCUAGAUACCAACUGUUCAAAAACACAACAGCAAUACUCUCUGGGAUAAAGAAUAAGAUUGUGCAUAAUUUAAUAGCAGACAGAUCCUCAUUUACUCCCAGUGAUGGAACAUUUAGGAUCAACGACCUGAGCAGGACUGAUGGUGGUGAAUAUACUCUUACAAUCUUUGAUUCAGAUGGACACAGAUCAGAGCAGCGGACUCUAGAGUUGAUCAUUCAAGGUGUGGAAACCUACUGUGAUGGCAGACAGGAUGGAGCUCAGUGUUAUGGAGCUUUGGGAGGAACUGUGGUCCUCCAGCUGAUGGACAGCGCCUCAGAAAUAUCUAGAUACCAACUGUUCAAAAACAAAACAUCAAUACUCUCUGGGAUAAAGAAUAAGAUUGUGUCUAAUUUGAUAGCAGACAGAUCCUCAUUUACUCCCAGUAAUGGAACAUUUAGGAUCCACGACCUGAGCUGGACUGAUGGUGGUGAAUAUACUCUUACAAUCUUUGAUUCAAAUGGACACAGAUCAGAGCAGCGGACUCUACAGUUGAUCAUUCAAGGUGUGGAAACCUACUGUGAUGGCAGACAGGAUGGAGCUCAGUGUUAUGGAGCUUUGGGAGAAACUGUGGUCCUCCAGCUGAUGGACAGCGCCUCAGAAAUAUCUAGAUACCAACUGUUCAAAAACAAAACAGCAAUAAUUUCUGGGAGAAAGAACAAGAUUGUGAUUAAUUUAGUAGCAGACAGAUCCUCAUUUACUCCCAGUAAUGGAACAUUUAGGAUCAACAACCUGAGCAGGACUGAUGGUGGUGAAUAUACUCUUACAAUCUUUGAUUCAGAUGGACUCAUGUCAGAGCAGCGGACUCUACAGUUGACCUUUCAAGCUCCUGUGUCCUCUGUCCUGCUGGUCUCUGAGUGUCUGUCCCAGGGAGAGAUGAGGGUGUCCUGCUCCUCUGAGGGAGGAGACAGUCCUCAGUACAGCUGGACUCUGGAUGGACACACACUGACAGACACUCAGCUCCUCUCUGGAAAUAAUGAGACCAACAACAUCACUCUGAAACAAGACGUCUCAGGACAACUGACCUGCUCAGUCAAGAAUCACGUCAGUACUGUCUCAGAAACAAAGACAAUAUCUACCUGUGGCUUCAUAUUUAUUGACUGCACUUGCAACAAUGGGAUGCACAUAUCACAGUGGGUGUUUGAAGCCAAUAACACUCUUAAGCCAACAACAACUUCUAUCACGGCAACUGAGGAAGAAGAAGACAAAUGAGAAAGCUGAAGGCUCUCCUGUUCGUCAAAGGAUGAAGCAUAAAGCGGACUCUGUUAUGAUGGCUGAAAUUAGAAAUUGUUCAUCUGAACUUUCUGGAGCAAACGCCUUACUGUCGCCUCUCACCUGAUGUGAUUGGCCACGUGUUUUUCUGCAUUUGUAUCACUGUGGAAGCUCUGAUAAAAUAAAGGUUAUGUAUUUUAAGCCUAGUUUUAUGAACACAAAUGCAACUUCAAUAAUUGUUCUCUUGGUCAAAGAGAGUAUCUUAGAAGUAAUUCAAGUAGAAAGGUUUGUUGUAAAGGUUUCAGGCCCGCAGAUUUACAGCACAGUUAAUCUUAAAGCAAGAUGUCAUAUUGUGAAUAAAGCUUAUAUUGUAAUUUGAGUUAUGAGCCAUAAUCACAUGCAUGAAUGUUUAACUAUGUAAAAAACACGUUUGUGUUUCUCUUGUGGCUAUAAUUACAAAUAUUGAUCUGUAUUAUUUCUAUGUUUUAAAAAAGUAAUAAUCAUUAAAUAUUAAGGUCUUUCAUUUUGUUGCUUUCUUCUGUUAUACUGUUACUGUUUUCCCUAUCCUCGCUCCUCUUUACUCUGUCCUAUGACCCGGAAAUUGAUGUCAGGGAUGUUUUAAAACCUGAAACAAACUUUAAUGAGGACUAAGAGCCUCGUCAAUUCUGUCACAGAUGUGUUGGUCCAGUGCACGUCUAUACGACUUUCUGCUUUACAAGAUGUUCAUAGUCAUUAAAGCUGUG
Messenger RNA from Larimichthys crocea (large yellow croaker), 2575 nucleotides. RefSeq lists its product as uncharacterized. The record is from RefSeq and is a predicted model, not a curated record. The coding region runs from base 114 to 1832 and encodes 572 amino acids. The transcript is spliced from 8 exons. Gene Ontology annotation, cellular component: membrane. NCBI's taxonomy places the organism in Eukaryota, Metazoa, Chordata, Actinopteri, Sciaenidae.